AUGGAAAAUGAUGAUUUAGAUGAAAAACUUAGGAAUGUAUAUUACAAUACAGCAAAUGGGGGAGCAUACCUAAGUGCUGAAAAAAUUUAUCAAACGUUGAAGACAUCAAGAGAUGGAAAUGUACCAAGCGUAUACAAGAUCAGGAAAUGGAUGGAAAAAAUAGACGACUACAAUUUACAAAAACCUGUAAAACGUAGAAUUAAAAGAGUGAAAAUAAUUGUAUCGGAACCGUAUGAGCAAUACGAUGCUGACCUUAUGGAUGUAUCCAACAUACAGAAAUAUAACAAUAAGACACGUUUCCUGUUGGUUGUUAUCGAUAUUUUCACACGGUUUUUAUGGAUUUAUCCAUUAAAAAACAAGUUUGGGAAGACAGUAGCUGAUGCAUUUGAAAAAAUCUUCAAACAUGGUAAAAUCCCUUUGAAGGUUUCCACAGAUGCGGGAACUGAAUUCAAAAACAAAGAUUUGAAACGUGUGUUUAAAAAAUAUGACAUUUACCAUCAUGUCUAUUUAAAUUCCGACAGUAGUAAAGCGUCAAUAGCAGAGAGGGUCAAUUUGACAUUUCGGAGGAUGAUGUUCCGAUAUUUUACAAAGCAUAGAACUUAUAGCUAUCUCAAUGUUCUACAAAAUUUGGUAGCAAGUUAUAAUGCAACGCCACAUAGAAGUUUAAAUAAUACAGCUCCAAAAGAUGUGAAUGAGAAAAACAAAUAUGAUUUGUGGGCAUAUAUGUAUAUUAAAACUCCACCCAAAGAAAAACGAAUCAGAGAAAAGAAAGAAACAUUAAAAGUACAACGUAAAAGAGGGAAACAGUUUCAUUUUAAAAUCAAUGACAUGGUAAGACUGAGCCAUUUGAAGAAACCGUUUCAAAGAGCUUAUCAGCAACAGUGGACCUCCGAAAUAUUUAAAAUAUAUAGACGAUUUCUAAUACAUGGGAAAAUCUUUUAUAAAGUACAAGAUUUUUUGGACAAGGAAGUUGUAGGCAAUUUCAAUUAUACAGAGUUGCAGCGUGUGAAAAAGGAGGCUGACGCAUUGUGGUUUGUUGAGAAAGUGCUUAAAUGGCGAAGGCGGAAUGGUCAACGUGAGGGUUAUGUAAAAUUCCAGGAUUGGGAUAAACGUUUUUGUCAGUGGAUUCCUGAGAGAGAUAUUGUUGACAUAUAA
This is a messenger RNA of Mytilus trossulus (common blue mussel), 1155 nucleotides long. RefSeq lists its product as uncharacterized. Bases 1 to 1155 code for a protein of 384 amino acids. The transcript has a single exon. The record is from RefSeq and is a predicted model, not a curated record. Lineage: Eukaryota; Metazoa; Mollusca; Bivalvia; Mytilida; Mytilidae. Gene Ontology annotation, molecular function: nucleic acid binding. Gene Ontology annotation, biological process: DNA integration.